Molecule: messenger RNA, 1303 nt
Organism: Monopterus albus (swamp eel)
Lineage: Eukaryota; Metazoa; Chordata; Actinopteri; Synbranchiformes; Synbranchidae
Gene: nudt21
Product: nudix hydrolase 21
Exons: 7
Coding region: 201-890 (229 amino acids)
Biological process (GO): mRNA 3'-end processing
Cellular component (GO): mRNA cleavage factor complex
Molecular function (GO): mRNA binding
Source: RefSeq, a predicted model, not a curated record
GUGUCGCUAUUAGGACCGCCGCACUGACGUCACCGGAUAAGGAAAGCUGAGAGAAGCGACGGAGGAGAAAGUGUUGUGGAUUGUCCGCGGAGGCCUUUAGAUUUUCUAUUGAUACUUAAGAUAAUCCAGUGAAUUACAAACCAACCAAAACUCAAGAUACAUUUGCAGGAGGAUUUACUCUCGUCGUGCACACGGUAGAGAUGUCGGUCGUGCCUCCCAGUCGUUCGAGCACCGGCUGGCCGCGCGGUGGUGCCGUUCAGUUCGGGAACAAAUACAUCAGCGGGCCCGCUAAGCCGCUCACCCUGGAGAGGACCAUCAACCUAUAUCCUCUGACCAACUACACAUUUGGCACCAAGGAGCCUCUGUAUGAGAAGGACAGUUCAGUGGCAGCCCGGUUCCAGCGGAUGAGGGAGGAGUUCGAUAAAAUGGGAAUGCGGAGGACAGUGGAGGGUGUUCUCAUUGUCCAUGAACACAGGCUGCCUCAUGUGUUACUUCUACAGCUGGGCACCACUUUCUUCAAGCUGCCGGGUGGAGAGCUAAGUCCAGGAGAAGACGAGGUGGAGGGUCUGAAACGUCUGAUGACUGAGAUCCUCGGGCGGCAGGACGGAGUGAAACAGGACUGGGUGAUUGAUGACUGCAUCGGCAACUGGUGGCGCCCAAACUUUGAGCCUCCACAGUAUCCCUAUAUCCCAGCUCACAUCACCAAGCCUAAGGAGCACAAGAAGCUAUUCCUGGUUCAGUUGCAGGAAAAAGCGCUGUUUGCUGUCCCCAAGAACUAUAAACUAGUGGCAGCACCACUGUUUGAACUAUAUGACAAUGCUCCUGGAUAUGGACCAAUCAUUUCCAGUCUACCACAGCUAUUGAGCAGGUUCAACUUUAUCUACAACUGACUUGAGUGAACAGGAGUGUGUCCAGCUGUCUCUGUGAGUGCAGCCAUGUGUGAGUGAAGCUUAAGGAUGAGACGCAAUGUGGUAACUCAGUUUUCACAAAGAAAAAAAAAAGCUUGUUGGGUGUAUUGACAGUCCACAGAGCUGUUUAUACUGUUGUUAGAAGAGCAUAAACAUUUAAUGUUUGUUUUUUUCUUUUUUUAAUCUGAAGAAACUGCUGGUUUUUGUAAGCAUGAAAGUCUGUAUUCCAGUGUUGAUAAUCUGAUUUUAUGUCCUCUCAGAAGAGGCCAAUGUUUGAUUAAACAAACUACAACAUUGUGUUUCCUGUUUUAACCUGUAACCAUGCUGUUGUUUAUUUCUUUUUAAUAAAGCAGUCUUUUGAGUAUGUUUUUAUAAAGUCCAGAUAGUAGCUGACU